CGCUCGCUGUGGAUGCUCGCCGACGGCGCUCACAUGUUUUUUGGCGGCGCCAGAAAUAUGGCGGAUAGUGCUAGUGAAAGUGAUAGCAGCUCAGUUGACGGAGCAAUGGUUGCCCCGUCUCCUCUGUCGCGAGAGCAGAUGCAGAAACGCGUUGACUCUCUCCAGCAGGAGAACCGGGUGCUGAAGAUGGAACUGGAAACUUACAGGCUUCGAGUGAAGACGUUGCAGGAGCAGAACCGCGCGUUGCGGCAAGUCAGCGUCAACAUUCAAGCCAAAGCCGAACAGGAGGAGGAAUUCAUCAGCAACACGCUGUUGAAGAAGAUUCAAGCGCUCAAGAAAGAAAAGGAGACGCUCGCCCUUAACUACGAACAGGAGGAGGAGUGCCUUACGAAUGAUCUUUCCCGAAAGCUCAACCAGCUUCGCCAGGAGAAGGUUCAGCUGGAGAAGAGCUUGGAGCAGGAACAAGAGGCACUUGUGAAUAAGUUGAUGCGAAAGAUAGAACGUCUAGAAGCGCAGACAUUGGCCAAGCAAGCAAACCUGGAGCAGUUGCGCCGAGAAAAGGUGGAGCUGGAGUGCACACUGGAACAAGAGCAAGAGGCACUGGUGAACCGCCUGUGGAAGCGAAUGGACAAGCUGGAGGCCGAAAAGCGCCUGCUACAAGAACGGUUGGAGCAGCCCCCAUCAGCGCCACCAUCGCCUCUUGAGCCUGGGCGUGACACGCCCACUGCAUUGGGGGCCCACGUAGCAAGACUGCAUGGGGAGCUGGCGCGCCUUCGUGCCCAGCUGUAUGACACACAGCAGGAGCACAAUGAGAAGGUGGCCCAGUAUGCCCAGGAUGAGCGCCAUAUCCGUGAGCAGAAUGUACGCCUUCAGCGCAAGCUGCAGCUUGAGAUGGAUCGCCGCGAGGCUCUCUGCCGCCACCUGUCGGAGUCAGAGUCAAGCUUAGAGAUGGACGAGGAAAGGCACUUCAAUGAAAUGGCACACGGCAUGCGGCCCAGAACUGUGUCAAGCCCAAUUCCUUACAAUCCGUCUCCAAACUCCUCAAGGCCUCUUAGUCCAGGUCUUCCAGUUAGUGGUGUGCUGGGCAAUCUGUCUCGGGAGGCUCUAAGCCCAUCUGGGUCUCUAAAUCGCUGCCAGACUUGUGGACAGUCCCUGUUUCAUGCAAGUGGGCCUACAGCACCGCCAUCUGCAUUCCUGCUGCCUUCCCCAUCUCCGCCCACAGUAAAUAUGCUGCCGCCACACCCUGCUAGUUUCCCCUCCUCAAACCAGGCCCGUGUGCGCACGUCAUCACAGGAGCGGUUCUCCAAGGGCCCUGCCUCAGCAACACCUGUGGUGUCUCCAGUCGCACCCGGUCACCUGAGCAUCACAACAAACCUGGCGCCGCCAACUGUGCCAGCUGCAGCAUCCCCUAUGAUGGACUGACCGACAGUGUUCCCACAAAUUGCAAUGAUGGAACCUUUGUGUGUUCCACUUACUACUGAAGUCACAGUCAAUUUUCUGCCCUAACUAUGGAAGCAGAACCCCCAAGUGAGCUGCGCAACACCAAGUGCUUUUUUCAAGGCACACUAUUGAAUUGAGGCUGAAGGAAGGGUUACCAAUUCACCAGAGUUGGUGGGUCUUGUUACAAGUAGUUAGCACGCCUCAAGGGUUUGUGGAUGGCAACAGUAUGCUCAUGGAAGGUUUGUUGGCAAAAGAAAUGCCUUGUUUCACAUGUCCCUCUUUUUAAGCUGGUUGUACAAGUGGUUUAAAAUGCAGCUCUAAAGUUUUUUUAAUUUUCUAUCCUACAGGACAGUAGGUUUUUGUGCAUUACAUACUUUUAUCUUGUGCUUGUACUAUCUUGUUCUUAAUGUGCUGGUUUGACACACCAGGUUUGACAUGCUUUUUCAUGUGACAAAGUUCGGGAGGGAGGGGGGAGACACUACUGCCAGCCAAAGAAGCUGCUAAAGAGGCUUGGGAUGGGGGCUUUAUUUAUUUAACGGGGAAAUUCAGACAGCAGUGUAUUGUAUGUCUCACUCAUGGUGGAUGUCAGUAAAUCAACACUGUCAUGAGUGAAAAGGGCAGCACUAUAGAAUGUUUUAUUUUCUCGCCUGUGCACGCUUCUUGACGUAGCCUGCAUUGGCAUUAACCUUUACAGUCCGAGAAAGUAGCGCCUGCCGAUGGAGUUUUUAGUUUUGACCUCGAGGGUGUCUGUGUUUGUGCCAUUAACUGAGCUUUGGUAAUAGAGGAAGUUGGAUAUCCAAAGGUUUUCAUAAAUGCAGGAGAGGGUUGCAUCAUAUGGAGUAGUGAGUAAUGACUCCCCCAGUGGUUCUAGUCAUUUCAGGUAGGGUUAUCUACUACACUAAUUAAUUGAUUGAUGGAAUAUUUGCAUGAAAGCUGCUGAGUGCUAAAAAAAAAAAAAGCAGGUCUUUGAUGCAGUGCAAAUUGGUGAAGCAGGCAUUGAAAGAGCCCAGUGAGAAUUUUAAUGUUACUGCUGUAAGGUUACCAUAGUUGCUUUUUUUUUUUUUUGCAUUGGGAAUGCGUUUUUUUUCUCUGAAGGGGAUGUGUAUUUUUAACCAGAUUACAUGCAGGGAAGUGCACGUGCAAAACAUCUAGAAAAAAUAUGAAGGCCUCCAAACUCCGGUGUAACAUCAUGCCAGUGAGAUGGGCCUAACCGUUGGCUUCGGCGCAUCUAGGCUUAUUGUGCUUGUAGGCAGUCCCAUUGCAAGUCGCUAUUUGAGACUUCAGAAAAUUAGCGCUGUCUUUUUUUUUAACCUAGCAAUUUAUAUGCUCUGGUCCCAACGUCAGACACAUAUAACUAAUGGAAAAAUAUUAGUCCUUCGCACUGGUUCACGACCUUGUAUCCCAUCAUAAGCAGCAUCAUUCUCUUACUCUUUCCUUAGAUUAAUUAACUGUAAAUGAUUACAGUCUAAAAAUAAAUAAGCUUCGCCCACAUCACCGUCCCAACCAGGCAUCAUUUUCAUAAAUGUCCCACUGAUUACAAUCUCUAAUUUAAGUGAUGUCAGGACCUUUGACUCGGAGGAAUAAGAAUUAACUGCCCGCUCAAGUGAUCGCAUCCCAAACCAGGCGGGGGGAACCUUUUUGCAUGCUGACCAGACUAUAUAUACAAAGACUCUUUCAUACGAGCUCUUUGAGGACCCAUGCCUGAAAUUGUGCCAGAAAACUUCUGGACGCUUCUCUAGUUCUCUCUCCAGUUUGCAGUUGUGAGAAAGUUCUGAUGGGCUUGUCCCCGGUCGCAUGGAGACAGGUGGGUCAUUGCAUGCCAAAUCAGUGUUUUUCCUACCACCACGAAUAUGACUGAAAAAAUUUCCACAUGUUAAAUUCAAAACGCACCCUGCUCAUUUAUUUCUGUUGCCAAAAAUUUCCCGCCCUAUUUAUGAGAGUCUGUAGUUUGGCGCCGACUGAGCUAGAGAGCAUCAAACUUUUUUUUUUUCAAAAUAGUUUUUGUAAUUGACAAAAUUGUAUUUACGGCAAGGUAAUGAAGUGACCUAGCUGUAAAGUAAUGUCUUAUACAGAUUUAAUUCUUCGAGGGCGGGCUUUGCCCACGAGUAAUAUUGAAUAAAGUUGCCAAAUUUGGCAUUUUUGGGGGGAACACCGCAAGCUCAAAGGACACAAAAUAUGUGCUGGUGGCCUAUUUAACAUGCUGCAAAGUAAAAAUAAUUUGGUCACUGAAGUUAUAGGGGAUAGUC
Rhipicephalus microplus (southern cattle tick) is the source of this 3686-nucleotide messenger RNA. RefSeq names its product coiled-coil domain-containing protein 6. The record is from RefSeq and is a predicted model, not a curated record. Lineage: Eukaryota; Metazoa; Arthropoda; Arachnida; Ixodida; Ixodidae.